Messenger RNA from Suillus paluster, 1455 nucleotides. RefSeq lists its product as uncharacterized. NCBI's taxonomy places the organism in Eukaryota, Fungi, Basidiomycota, Agaricomycetes, Boletales, Suillaceae. The coding region runs from base 398 to 1414 and encodes 338 amino acids. The transcript is spliced from 13 exons. The record is from RefSeq and is a predicted model, not a curated record.
GAAACUCUAGUCUCGUACUUCAGGCUUUAUCGACUUGUUAGGUCUAUCUAGCGCUUAAUUUUAUGGAUACCGCGCAUUUGGCUGUACUCCAUCUGAAUACGUCUCUCACACAGAGCUCCACAUGCCCCGUAUCAUGUUGCGGGUUGGACAGGUCAUUGCCAUCAAUAAGAUCCCGGUGUUGUAGGUGUUCACUGCUCUGUCUCAACACUGGCACAAGCACCGAACAACAUGAGCACCCGCACAGUGUCGAUCGAGAUACCAACUAUAGUGGGUGAGCUCUCACAGCUGAUAUUCUAGAAAUCCACGCGCUGGAAUUAUUGCGCCACCAUAUGAAGUUCUUAUACGCAGCAGCCGGGAGUUCAAUUGAUUUGCCCUCGGCACCCACAUCAAGGAUUCGAUGUCCUUGGCACAGCCGGAUGUCGCUAAUCUUCAACUCAGUGACUAUCUUUCUCUCACUGCUUCUGUUGUCGUCACAUAUGACUUCUUGCUCCUGCUUGGACGCGAGGUUGAUCUAGUAUGGAAGCGUUCUUGGACUCUGAUGUCCUCACUUUAUGUCGUGGUGCGAUAUCUUGGUCUGGCGCUUGCAAUGAUUGAUUCAUUCUGUAAGCUCCACAUUCCUCGAUCGAUGAUACCGGGGUUUCACAAUGUCCAAGGGGGAGGAGUCGUCAACAUGAGCUCCGAAACGUGCUUGUGGACACUACAACUCCUGAACUGGGGUAACUACCUGUUUAUAAUUGCAAUGGAAGGCAUCAUGAUCCUACGAAUAUAUGCGAUGUAUGGCCAGUCGAGAUUGAUAUUGGGGGUUCUACUGGUUCUAUUUCUGUCAGUCAUGGCUCUGGCAUUAGCAAUAGGCAUCAGAUAUUAUGGUCCACACAGUGGGCUGAUCAUUGCACAGUUCAAUGUCCUUAACACGAACUUCUGCUUGGAUGCGCUGGGCGCCGAUCCGAUGUUCUUUGUAUAUGCAUCCAUUCCCUCAGUUUUCUUUGAUGCGCUUCUCGUCGUUCUCGCUAUAACUCGCCUGGUCAAGCAUACAAUACAGAUGAACGAAGCGACAGGCAGGUGGAGAAUGAACCAAUGCAUGAAGAUGAUAGUGCGCGACAGCGUUCUAUACUUCGUAUUAAAUCUUGCAUACAGGGUACUGAAUCUCAUUCCUCUCGCAAACAUACCAGCGGUGUGCACAUCAUUAGCCGAAUUGUUCUGCGCGAUUGAGCCUUAUGUUCUUGCUCCUCGUUUGGUGAUCAACUUUCGAGAGUAUAAUAAGGGCUCUCACGGAUUGGUGGCAAGUAGUGACUUCAUAGGACCGAUUAUAACCUCCCCAUCGGUGCGAGCCCUGGAAUAUGAGUUAGGUCCUUUGAGUCCUGCUAGUCCAGACUCGAAAUUUGACGUUGAAAGGAAUGUAUCUGGGGAGUCGUGAUGUUGCUGUCAGGCGUUACCUUUGCAUACUAUAGCACAUGG